UCAGAGAGCGGAAAGAUGUCUGGCUUCCUUGAGAGCCUGAGGUGCUCGGAGUGCGUGGACUGGGGAGAGAAGCGGAACACGAUCGCCUCCAUUGCCGCAGGAGUGCUCUUUUUUACAGGUUGGUGGAUAAUCAUAGAUGCAGCUGUAAAAUACCCUGAAGUGGAAGAAUUCAAUCAUUCAUACCAUGCUUGUGGGGUUAUAGCCACUAUUGCGUUCCUGAUGAUCAAUGCAGUGUCUAACGGACAAGUUCGGGGCGACAGUUACAGUGAAGGCUGUCUAGGACAAACAGGUGCACGGAUUUGGCUAUUCAUUGGUUUUAUGAUGGCUUUUGGAUCUCUGAUUGCUUCCAUGUGGAUCCUUUUUGGAGGCUACGUUGUCAAAGAAAAAGCAGUAGUGGGCCCAGGAAUAGCUGUGUUUUUCCAGAAUGCAUUCAUCUUUUUUGGCGGACUGGUCUUCAAAUUUGGUCGCACGGAAGACUUGUGGCAAUGAACACCCCUCUGGAAUUGCAUUGGCCAUGUCAUUUUUUUAACUGCACACUCCCAGAAUUUUGUAAAACCAUUUUGUAAACAGUAACCUUCAAUCGUGUCUAAAGAUAAAAAAGGAAAAUUUAAAUCA
Tinamus guttatus (white-throated tinamou) is the source of this 615-nucleotide messenger RNA. Lineage: Eukaryota; Metazoa; Chordata; Aves; Tinamiformes; Tinamidae. The record is from RefSeq and is a predicted model, not a curated record.